AUGCUGGGGCCGGGGGUCUGCGUGGCCCCUGAGCGGAUGGGGCUCUGCCUGCGUGGCUGGACCCGCCUGUGCGGAGACUCGCCAGACCGGGAGCACCGCAGGGCACCCGCCUUCUGCCCGGAGAGUCCCCAUGGAGCAGGGCGGUGGGAGCCCCAGGCUGGAGAGAAGGCAACGCCAGCAAAGGAGGCAGCUUCAGCUGCGCAGGACGAUGGAGGGCAGGCAGCGGCCGUUGAGGAGAAGGUGCCGACUGCUGCCAAGGCCCAGGAUGGAGGCAAGGAUGGGAAGGAAAAAGCUCCAGCUGCAGGAGAGCUCAAAGGAGGGAAGCCCCCUGUGGAAGGGAAGGCUCCAGCUGUAGCAGAGGCUCAGGAUGGAGGGAAGCACAAGCCCAGGAAGGAGCAAGCCCCUGGCGGGUUAGAGGCUGGGGUUGGUGGGAAAACAGAGCCCAUGGAGAAGGCGGCUCCGGCUGCAGCGGAGGCUGAAGGAGGGAAGGCAAAACCCGCAAAGGAGACGGCCUUGGCUGCAGCAGCACAGGCUCAGAAUGGACGCAAAGAAGAGCCUGCAAAGGAUAAAACCAUGGCUGCUGCAAAGGAAAAGCUCCCAGUGGCUCCAAAGGCUCAGGAUGGAGAGAAGAAAGUUGCAAAGGCAGAGAAAACCCCAGCUGAUAAAAAGCCUGCAAAGGAGAAGACUCCAGCUACUUCUCAGGAUGGAGAGAAGGCAGCAGCAAAGGCAGAGAAAACCCCAGCUGCAAAAAAGGCUCAGGAUGAAAGCAAAGAAAAGCCUGCGAAGGAGAAGGCUCCAGCUGCUGCAAAGGAGAAGGCUCCGGCUGCUGCAGAAAAAGCCCCAGCUGCAGCAGAGGCUGGGGAUGGAGGCAAGGAGCCCACAGAGGCAGCGGCCGUGGCUGCUGCGAAGGCUCAGGGUGAAGGGGAGAAAGCGGCAAAGGCGAUGGAUGAGCAGCAGCAACUGAGGGGCCCUGAGCCCCCGCGCCCAGUGCUGCUGCAGAGCCUGAGCUGCCCAGCCGCCUGCCAAAGGGAGGAGCAGCCCUGGGCAGGGAUGGCAGCGAUGGAGAUGAUUCCAGAGGAGACCACAGCCGCGGAGCCGAGAGAGGGUCUGACGGAGCCUGGCCCUGCCCCGUCAGCCCCAGGGGACCAGAAGCCCCCAGAGCCCCCCGGCCCCGCAGGGAGCCCUGGCACCCCCCAGGAGAGGACAUUGCCUGGUGCCACAGGGCAGCCCCCGGAUCCCACCGGGGCCACGGAACAGCUUGGCCCUGGGGGGCAACUGUCCUCGACAGAAGCAGAGCCACCCCCCAGCCCCUACCUCACCCCCGAUUUUGGGAAGGAAGACCCUUUUGAGAUACUGGAUGAUGUCCCUCCGCCGCCGGCGCCCUUCACGCACCGUAUCGUCACCCUGCGGUCCGGCGACAUCAGCUCCCGGUUCAACCUCAGCUCCAAGGACAUCCUGGGAGGGGGCAAGUUUGGCGAAGUCCACACGUGCACGGAGAAGCAGACAGGGCUCAAGCUGGCGGCCAAAGUGAUCCGGAAACAGGGUGCCAAGGACAAGGAGAUGGUGCUGCUGGAGAUUGAUGUGAUGAACCAGCUGAACCACCGCAACCUCAUCCAGCUCUAUGAUGCCAUCGAGACGCCCCGGGAGAUCAUCCUCUUCAUGGAGUUCGUGGAGGGCGGCGAGCUCUUUGAGCGGAUCAUCGAUGAUGACUACCACCUGACGGAGGUGGACUGCAUGGUGUUCGUCCGGCAGAUCUGUGAGGGCAUCCGCUUCAUGCACCACAUGCGCGUCCUCCACCUCGACCUCAAGCCCGAGAACAUCCUCUGUGUUGCUGCCACCGGGCAUAUGGUGAAGAUCAUCGACUUUGGGCUGGCUCGAAGGUACAACCCCCAGGAGAAGCUGAAGGUGAACUUUGGCACCCCCGAAUUCCUCUCCCCCGAGGUGGUCAACUAUGAGCAGGUCUCCUACUCCACGGACAUGUGGAGCAUGGGCGUCAUCACCUACAUGCUGCUCAGUGGCCUCUCCCCCUUCUUGGGUGACAAUGACACCGAGACACUCAACAACGUCCUGGCUGCCAACUGGUACUUCGAUGAGGAGACCUUCGAGAGCGUCUCCGAUGAGGCCAAGGACUUCGUCUCAAACCUCAUCAUCAAGGAGAAGAGCGGCCGGAUGAGCGCCGGCCAGUGCCUGCAGCAUCCCUGGCUCAACAACCUGGCAGAAAAGGCCAAGCGCUGCAACCGCCGGCUCAAGUCCCAGGUGCUGCUCAAGAAAUACGUCAUGCGGCGGCGCUGGAAGAAAAACUUCAUCGGGGUGUGUGCAGCCAACCGCUUCAAGAAGAUCACCAGCUCGGGGUCGCUGACAGCACUGGGCGUCUGA
Molecule: messenger RNA, 2376 nt
Organism: Haliaeetus leucocephalus (bald eagle)
Lineage: Eukaryota; Metazoa; Chordata; Aves; Accipitriformes; Accipitridae
Gene: MYLK2
Product: myosin light chain kinase 2
Exons: 15
Coding region: 1-2376 (791 amino acids)
Biological process (GO): positive regulation of apoptotic process; protein phosphorylation; intracellular signal transduction
Cellular component (GO): cytoplasm; nucleus
Molecular function (GO): ATP binding; myosin light chain kinase activity
Source: RefSeq, a predicted model, not a curated record